GAUUUCCAGUGAAAAUGAAGGGUUGGAUUUAAAGAAGUCAAUAAUUCUCAGAAUUAAGACGAACCCAAUUGAAAUCAGCCAAGAAGAAUUAAACCCACUUGGAAAGAAACAAACUUGUCGAGGCAAAACAAUAAAACUCUUAACCCUUCUUCGAGAGAGCAACCGAUAGUUCUGAUGAUAGCAGCCGUGAGAUAUGAACGGGUGAUGAUGGACAUCUGCUUGUACCAUUCUUCCACGGCUUGAGCCAUAAUCAAGAUUGUUUAUUAUCACAACAAUCGAUGCGAUUUCUUCUUCUUCUUAGGGUUGCAGAAGGCGAAUAUACCGGUCACCGGGGGUCUUGAAUUUUGGAAGGCCGGUUUAGAGUCUCAUCGGACGAGGAACCAUAUGAAAGUGAAAGCGAGUCUUAUAUGAAAAUGAACACCUUCCCUCCAUUUCCUUCAGCAUAUCUACGCAUCUAAGAUAUGCCAUUGAGACAAUACAUCAAACACCUUCCCUACAUUUCCUACCCCAAAUCCCUUCCUUCCCCUCGCUCUCUCUCCUCCCUUUGUACUCCACGCAGACCACAACUACAACAAACCCAAGACCCGUACACCCUCCUCAAAGAAGACCCAAUCGAUAUAUGCUCGUCAAUCUGGGUCAAGUCCUUCGCUUCUCCACCAGCAGCCACCUUCCCCAACCUCACCGGCUUCCUUUCGAAGCUUGACCUUUGGGUGCUCGCCUACCAGCGAUGCUGCGCCCACUUCACCUCCACUUUCCCUUCCCGCAGCUCCGUACACUCCAGCACCCUCGUCUCCCUCCUCACCCUCCGUGAUGCCAUUCUGAAGAAUCGUUUCAAGUGGAAUGACCGUGCUCACCUGCUCGUCCGAAGCCCGAAUGACACGGCUCUCACAAGGAUUAUCUCCAAGCGCAGGCUUGAGGCAAUGCUCCAAUCCGAUGAGCAAUUGUUUCAGGACCGUGUUGUUCAGGAGGUACUCUUGAUGGUGCUAGAGCCUGUCUUUGAAGCACGGUUUUCAAAGAAAUCACACGCAUUCAGGCCUGGGAGGAAUCCACAUACGGUGAUUAGGAAUAUAAGGAGUAAUUUUGCGGGGUAUCUAUGGUUCCUAAGAGGUGAUUUGAGCGAGAUUCUUGACAAUGUGGAUGCCGAAGUAGUUAUGGAUUGUGUAGAAAAGGUUGUUAAAGAUAAGAAAGUGUUAAGCUUGAUAAAUUCGGGGCUUACAGUGCCCCGUAAGAAUCGAUUGGGAAGGGAUAAAGAAGAAGAGGCUGAUGGAAAAAAGAAGAAAAGGAAGGGCUCUAAGAAGAAGAAGAUUUUGAAUGAGAAUGAACCGAAACCUGACCCUUAUUGGUUGAGGAGCUUCUUUAAUUUCGCUCCUGAGGAGGCUGCAAUGGUACCCAACUAUGGUUAUUGUGGGAUAUUGAGUCCGUUAUUAGCUAAUGUGUGUCUUAAUGAAUUGGAUCAAAUGAUGGAGGGGAAGAUAGUUGAGUUCUUUAGGCCUAAUAAGAACGAUUCAAUAUGGAAAGAUUCCAUUGAUGAUGGAUGUCAUAACCCUUCUUGGCCUGAGUUUGUUCCAUCAAGUGGGAGAGAGAAGACACGAAAAAUGGAUUACAUUCGUUAUGGUGGUCAUUUCUUGAUUGGUAUUCGAGGGCCAAGGGAGGAUGCAGUGGCAGUACGUAGGGAAAUAAUUCAGUUUUGUGAGAGUAAAUAUGGGAUAAGGUUGGAUAACUCCAAAGUAGAGAUUGAACACAUAAGUAGGGGGAUUCAGUUCCUGGAUCAUAUAAUUUGCCGCAGGGUGAUACAUCCUACUCUUCGCUACACAUCAAGUGGAGGUUCCAUUGUGAGUGAAAAGGGUGUGGGAACUUUGCUUUCUGUCACCGCUUGCUUGCAGCAAUGUAUCCGCCAGUUCCGGCGGCUUGAGCUUGUUAAAGGUGACAAGGACCCUGAGCCUUUGCCUUGUAAUCCAAUGCUUUACUCAAGUCAAGCUCAUACAAAUUCCCAAAUGAAUAAGUUUCUUGAGACUAUGGCUGAUUGGUAUAGAUAUGCUGAUAAUCGCAAGAAAGUUGUUGGGUUUUGUGCUUAUGUGAUUCGUAGCUCUCUGGCCAAACUGUAUGCGGCAAGAUAUAGAUUAAAAUCUCGUGCUAAGGUUUAUAGCAUUGCUUCGCGUAAUCUUAGCCAUCCUCUGAGAGAGAGUAGCAACAACUCUGCUCCAGAGUAUUCUGAUCUCUUGAGGAUGGGGCUGGUUGAUGCAAUUGAAGGAGUUCAAUUCUCACAUAUGUCUUUGAUUCCAUCAUGUGAUUACACUCCCUUAUCUCGGAACUGGGUUCCAUAUCAUGAACUGGUGUUGCGGGAGUAUAUUAGAUUGCAAGAUCCAAAAUUCUUUUGUACCUUAAAUAGAUCAAUAAAACAGCAAGGUCCGAGUACUCCUCAAGAUGAGAUAUCUGAGAUUUUAUGGAACUGUAAGACACUUGGCAUUCGGAGCUACCUGUCGAACUUUCAUAAGGAAACAAAUGACCCUUCAGCAGAAAUGAAGGUGACACUGUAAAGUAUGAUGUGGAAUCAACCAAGUGAUUUGAUACUUCGAGUGGAACUCUGUAGAUGUUUAAAAUUGGUGCAAAUGUUACUUCUCUGUAUUUGAUAUUUGAUGACAUAUAUUUGAAGUGAUGGUUGGGAUCGCAUACAUGUAUUUGUUAUCUAGAAAGCUGCAGCUUGUUGAGAUCCUACCUUCAGCCUUGUCCUUUACAUUCUGCGCAAGUUGCCUCCAAAGAGAAUUUCAUCUAUUUGAUGUUUAAAACAAAUGAUUUGGUUAUGAAAGUUUAGGUGCCAUUGAAGGUGUUGAAGACAAGGAGAAACUUAAAACGUAUUCGGAUGUCUUAUUCUAGUCUAGCUCUGUGCUGGUAAUUUUUACCAGUUGCAUGUUGUGAAGCUGAUUUCAUCUUGUUGAAGAGGAGAUGAUUAAAUUGAUUUCUUCAUGAUUCUUGUGCUUUAAAGAUCUGUCUUGUUGUAGAGGAGAUAAUUAAAUUGAUCUCUUCAUGGAUCUUGCGAUUUAAAGAAUCUGUUCGCAGAUGGGACGUAUGCAGGUUGUUUGAUGAAGUCCUUGGUAGAAGGAAAUUUUUGUGUUUGUCAUUUAGGAAAUUGACACUGGUUGAUACUGAAAUGUAUUUUGGAUGCGUUUUAGUCC
Molecule: messenger RNA, 3173 nt
Organism: Tripterygium wilfordii
Lineage: Eukaryota; Viridiplantae; Streptophyta; Magnoliopsida; Celastrales; Celastraceae
Product: nuclear intron maturase 1, mitochondrial
Exons: 2
Coding region: 462-2537 (691 amino acids)
Biological process (GO): mRNA processing
Source: RefSeq, a predicted model, not a curated record